AUGUACGUGGGUCAACUACCAUCCGAAGGAACGUAUAUAAUAUUUAACGAUGCCGCAAAUAAUUGUAACCACUAUGAUAUUGAACCGAAAAAUACAGAGAGUGAACUGAAAAUCGCACUAACUGGACACACUAAGGUUCAGAACGAAGUAGAAAAAAUAUUAAAAGCAUGGUGCUACGCAUUUCACACGGGAGGAAGUAACGCACGCUACAGUUCACACUGUAGUAUCUUUUAUUAUUGGUUAGGUGAUAAAAUAUGGCAAGAUGGGACAGAUGUAAGCACCUCUGCUUCAUUUCAAGACAUUAUGAAAAAUAUUUAUGAUAUAUUGGGGAAAAUUAAGCCUGGACAAGGAUGUGACAAUAUAUAUCACAACAGUAAUAUUGAUAAGACCCUCUUCCAUAACGGAAGAAUAAUAUAUGAUUUCUCCUAUGAUUAUAAUAAUAUAGAAGGAAAUUUAUCAAAAAAUAGAGCUACAUACUGUAACGCAUAUAAAGAUUAUCUGGAGAAGGCUUCUAAAGCUUACACUGAAUUGUGCAUAGGAAGUGAAAGUGAAGGGAACUCCUUCCAAAAGUCCGUUUGUGGGACAUUUAUAAGGGAGGGUAGUGACAAACUUGACCCACAACAGUUACUACAACAGUACUGUCAAUCAAUACUUGCAGAGAGGAAUGACGUUCCACAAGUGGAAGCUGAAAGUAGGCAGGAAGUAUGUUCAGGAGAAGAAUCGCACACAGUGUCCACAACAGAACAGACACCUUCCCCAUCUAAAGUAAACAUCCCAGCCAUCUUUUCUGGACUCGCUUUAACAGUAGGACUUCCUACAAUCGCCGUUUUCUUUUUAUACAAAUAUAAUCUUCUACCUUCUUGGUUCCACAACAAAAUUGGGAAUAGCAGCACUGGAAGGAGCAGAAGAGGAAGGAGGUCCACUCAACGUCACCACUUUGAAGACAACCUAACAGAAUAUUCCACAGAUGUUUCAACAAGUUCAUGUUUGCAGAAUUUACCCUCCAGGAAAAGUUAUUAUGAUAAAUUUGAAGGGGCCAAUGAUUCCUGCCCUAGUGAUGGCAUCCCGAAUGGAAUAGAGGAUAAAUUGAAGAAUCAUGUUGGUGGCUCAGACAAUGCAAAGAAGAUUGUAAAGGCCUGGUAUGACAAAACUAUAUUUGACGAACAUUCCAUAUCAAGCAGUCCAGCUUGUACUUUCUUCUAUUAUUGGUUAGGAGAUAAAAUACCAAGGACUACAGUAGGAAGCAAUUCAUUUCCAAGUUCUAUGAACAAAGUUUACGAAAAUUUAGGGUACACUUGUUCUAAUCAGAAUUGUAGCAUCUUAUAUAGUAACAUUGAGCGGGACAUCUUCAUUAGUAUGAAAUCAGUAUAUGAGUACAAACAGAAUUAUGGAACUAUAGAUCAGCACGUAAAGAGUUCCCAGGCUCCAGAAUUCCCAUGUACUGAAGCUUAUGUCGAUUACUUGGAAAAAGUUGUUUCAGCUUACAACAGUUUAAGCACAGAAUGUAAGGGAGGAAAUGAGAAUUAUUGGUGUAAAGACUUUCAGAAAAUGGCUAAGGAACGUGCUUAUGAUGAACUAUUACAAUUAAAAUGUUCAUUAAAACACACACCAGAUUGUCCAAGCAACUCCGUCGCCGCUGCAAUAUCUGGUACAUUGGCCACCACAAUAGGAUUACCUGUUAUUGGUUAUGCAUUAUAUAAAUAUAAACUCCUACCUUCUUGGCUCCACAACAAAAUUGGGAAAAACAGCAGAAGUAUACGGAACAAAAGAGGGAAGGGAUCCAGUGCAUAUCACUUUGAUGACGACACAUUAACAGAUUCUUCUACAGAAUAUGGAACAGAUUAUUCCACAACAACCGAUAAUUCCACAAUAGCAGAUUCCGUAACAAAAUAUUCAGCCCCGCCGUCCGGAAGAAGAACAAAUAAGCGGCAACAACAGCAAGGGCAAAGAAAUAAUAUUGCUUAUCAACGUAUGUAG
This is a messenger RNA of Plasmodium coatneyi, 1977 nucleotides long. RefSeq names its product KIR-like protein. The transcript is spliced from 4 exons. The record is from RefSeq and is a predicted model, not a curated record. Bases 1 to 1977 code for a protein of 658 amino acids. Lineage: Eukaryota; Apicomplexa; Aconoidasida; Haemosporida; Plasmodiidae.